AAUUCGGGGCACAAUGCAUUUCUCAUCUGCAUACUGGCUCUGAUGUCACUCCUAUUCUCUUCGUACCUGGAGGGUCUGUCCUGGUGUCCCUCCCUGGCAAGCGGCCAGCAUCAGGGGGACAAUGGUUAAUCACCAGCCAUUAACAGGUAAUUGAAGAACUUUUCUUUGGCAGUGAAACUGACUUACAACAACUGGUCUGACUUGUUUUUAACUCUGCCACCUAAAAAGAAUCGAUAGCUUUCUAUUCAUAACAAGAGAGAGCUACAGCCCCUCCUGCCAGCCCAGAUCUCCGGGUCAAUCUGCCCUUCCCGAGAGAAGGCUCCACUCCUCCCCCUUCUCCUUGGCCAUAUCUUGUCUCUCUUAAGUAUCGGUAGCUGUUAUCUCUUUAGCAACAAAUGGGAGAAAAUUCCCUGAGAGGAAGAAACAAAAGGAAAAAUCCUAACCCAAAACAACAACAAAUGACAGCAAAGAAAGUGUAAUAAUCAAACCUCAUAAUUUAACGAUGGGAUCACAAUUCCAGGGAAGUCCAGCCUGCACAGGUGUGCAAAGCUGGGGAUCAAAGCUGCAUGUCCCAGACAACUCCACAUGCCCAGGGAAGGAUGUGAGCACUAAAGCCAUGUGGAGUGAAAGGAUUUGAGAGGACAAGGUGUCAGACAUGCCAAGAGUGCAAAAGGAACUGGUCAUGGGUAAAGUGGAACUGGUCAGUGAGCUUGGCCAAGGCAGAGGGUUCAUGCGGGUGUGUGCAAAGCCACCUGGCAGCAGCUGCCCUUGCAUCCUACUUUAUUUGUGCUCAGCUGGUGCCUUCCAGAGUGAUGUGACAAAGCAGAGUGGAAUGCCUUGCAUUCCCUGUGACUGGGAAUAAGGCCAUCAUCCCUCGACACAGGAAGAGCUGCCUGGAGAACAGAGGCAGGAUGCCAAGCCCAGCACACGCUGUUUCCCAUUUACCAGCUGAGCAGUCGAGGUGGCACGUGCCCUGCACACAUCUCCACCAUGAACCCAUGCAGUAAGACAGAACUGGGCAGACAGAAGGGCAGGAGACAAACCUCCCCCUUGCCCAGAAUGCAGCUUGGACACCCAGAGCAUGGCCACUGCUCUGUGGCUGGUGUCCCCAGGUGCCAUCCCAAGGGGCUGCAGGUGCCUGUGGGGCCAUGGCCCAAGAGGGCUCUGAGCAUCCUGCACAGGGAGAUACAGACUCCUCCAGCACUCAAGGGCUCUUAUCACCCACCUGCAGCUGGGCUGAGGGAGAGGAGAUGCAGCAGACCCUGUGAUGUAAACAGGACUGGGCACUGCAGGAGCAGGAGGAAUUGCCAAAUUCAGGUGUUGGAUGAGGUCCCACAUGGGCUGGCAGCUUCAGGGCAUGGGAGGUCAUUGCCCAGAUGAUGGGAGGGGGAAGCUUGGUGGCAGAGCCCCAGGUCUGCUCUCCAGCCCCUCUGGACUGUGCCUUGCUCACUCAAACAAGCUGGAAGUGCUGGGCAAGCUCAGUCCAGCCAUGAGUGGAUGAGGGGAUCAGAGAAGUGGGAAGCAGACUGAAGACCUUCAAACCCAUCUCAAACCUGCUUUCCUGGAGCCAACCUGCAGGCUGAGCAGCAGUGAAUCCUGUCUCCUCUCCUGUUGACUGACCAUGGACAUGCUGGCAUCCAGGAUGGAGACAGUAGACAGUGAGACCCUGAUUGAUGAGGUGGAGGAGAUGAGUGGAAGAGCUGACGUGACUCUGGACCCAGACACCGCCAACCCUUUCCUCAUUCUGGCCAGUGACCAGCGAGGGGUGGGACGGGGGGACGAGUGGACCCUGCUGCCCAACAACCCCGAGCGGUUUGACACGGAGCCGUGUGUGCUGGGCAGCCAGGGCUUUGCCGCGGGGAGACACUGCUGGGAGGUGGAGGUGGCCGAGGCAGGGGACUGGUGGGCAGUGGGAGUGGCCCAGGAGUCUGUCAGGAGGAAGGGGGUCCUCAGUUUUACGCCCCAGGAGGGGAUCUGGGCCGUGGGGCAGUGGUUUGGCCAGUACCAUGCUUUCAGUGAUCCUGACUGGACCCCACUGCACCUUACCUGCCUCCCCAGGGCCAUCCAGAUCUGCCUGGACUUCACAGACAAGCAGGUGACUUUUGCUGAUGCUGAGAGUGAAGCCCCAAUCUUUGCUUUCUGCCUGGCCUCGUGUGCUGGGGAGAGGCUGCGCCCGUGGCUCUGGGUGGGGAUGGACUCGUGGCUCAAGCUGUGCCCCUGACAGGGAGGGAACAUGGAGGGCAGGGAAGAGACUGGAAAGGUGAACGCCAUCACCUUAGGUCUUGGUGCUGGGAACUGGGAGGGUCCUGCAUCCUGUUGGCUUCUCCUCGUGUGGAUCCUCUGGCCACCAAGGAGAGGACUAGCAGGUCAUGGAAGUGGAUGCCACAACAGAGCCUCCUUCAUCCCCCCACCCCUCAGCUGGGACUGCAGGGACAACAGGGAGCACAAAGACUGGGUGCAGGGAGGAGCUUGGUGCCCGGUGGUCCCAUAGCAGGGACCAUCACUGAGUGCCAGGGCACUGCAGAGCUGCUCUGUACAAGGCCAUGGAAAAUAUAGCAGGGUCCAGCUUCUCCAAGGGUGCUGUCAUAGUGCCUCUGGCUUUUUUCAAUUAAGUUAAAAAACCCCAAACAUAGCUGGAUACUCAAGAUAACACUUAUCUUCCCCACACAUCCAGAGCCUGUCCUUGCCUGAUGUGCACUAAGCGCAUUUCUUGCAGCAGAGCACUGGUAGCAGUGCAGGGGCAGCAGUAGGGGCAGCCCAGGAAGGAAAGCACAAUGCUGAGCUGCGUCUGAAAUCCACAGGAGAGGCAGAAAUCCACAAGAAUGGCCACAGAUCUGCCGUUCUCUGAUAUCGCCUCAUCAAGGUCCCACCUCACAGGAUCCUGCUAAAUCGUGUCCUUAGGAGAGGAGAAAGUGGAUGUAGGUGAAGGGGGACAUUGCCUGGGUCCAGGCUAGAUUUCAUCUCUGAACACUUUUCUGGUUGGACCUUCUUUGCUGCCACUUCAGUUGUCAUUGCUGUGGUGGCAUCUGGGCACAGGCAGCAACAUUGCUCCCCCUGCUCUAUUCCAGGAGCUGCAGAGUUGCAGCACUGGGUCAAGCCCAGGUGUUGCCCCCAGAGCUCUGCCCUAAGCCUCUUCCACUGUGGUAGCAUCAAGACUGGGGAAACUCAGGGUUCUCUGCUCCCAGUGAGGCACUUCCUACUCUCCAUGGGCAGGAGCCUCUGAAACUGUCCUAAUUUUGCUUGGGUUAGAGUUAACUUUCCUCUCAUGGUCAGCACACUGCUGGGUUUGGGAUUUAGGGUGAGAAUAAUAUUGGUAGCAACAACCAAACCAUCAGUCACAUGAUGCUUACCCUGCCUUUUCAGUCGCUCAUGCUCUGCCAGUGAGGAGUUGCACAAGAAGCUGGGGGGGAACACAGCCCGGACAGCUGACCCAAACUGGUCAGAGAGAUAUUCCACACCAUAAAACAUCCUGCCCAGCAUGUAAAACUGGGGGGAGCUUCUGGUGAGGGGCUGCUGGGAGACAGGCUGGGCACAGAUCAGCAGGUGCUGAGCACCUAUACUGGGCAUCACUUGUUCCACUUGGAGUUUAUAUUUUUUUUCAUUACAAUUAUUAUUAUCAUUAGUAUUAUUACAUAUUACUUUAUCACAAUUAUUAAGCUGGUUUUACUUCAAAUCAGAAGUUUUUUUCCCCCCAUCCCCCUUGGAGGGUGGUGUGACUGAGUGGCUGUGUGGUGUUUAGUUGUCAGCUGGGGUUACACCAUGACAGAGGUUCACAGCAGAAGGUUGGUGUAUAGAGAUGGCAGAUUGUUAGUUCUGUAUUUUUGUCCUUUGUCAUGCAAAACAUCCCAAAAGAGUUGUGCUGUGCAUUUACGGGCACCUACCUCAAUCAAGAAGAAGAAGAAAUUCCUUUCUGAAAGCCAACUUAGUCCCUCAGACUGGAGAGAAGUUGGGUUUUUUCAACAGACUGGUGUCUGGGAACUUCUUCACUGGAAUUUUGUGGUUUGGAGGGAGUAAAUAUUUUGCUCUGGUUUCCUUUUUGAUGUGUCCCCCAAAAAUUAAAUUUUAAAACUUUAAAAACA
Molecule: messenger RNA, 4079 nt
Organism: Passer montanus (Eurasian tree sparrow)
Lineage: Eukaryota; Metazoa; Chordata; Aves; Passeriformes; Passeridae
Product: E3 ubiquitin-protein ligase TRIM7-like
Exons: 3
Coding region: 1622-2221 (199 amino acids)
Molecular function (GO): protein binding
Source: RefSeq, a predicted model, not a curated record